CCUGUAUCUAGGCAACGGAAUACAUUUGUGGUCAUGUGAUCAUUAUGUUUUCAAGUCUCUCCCAUUUUCCAUUGGCCAUGAAGGAGAGGACCUCAUGGUGCUGUGGUGAAGAUUGGUUUGGCAGCUUCCUAGCACGUCGCCAUCUCUCUGUCCGAACUCCAGAGGCAACAUCCCUGGGAAGGGCUACAGCCUUCAAUACAACUACAGUCGGGGAGUUCUUUGACAAUCUGGCUGUAGUGAUGGACAGGUUGUGACAGAGAAAGGAAAAAAGCAAGUUGGUUCUGGCACAUCAGCUGAGAGAGGAGAACUGGUGACUGUGGUGUGUGCAGUGAAUGCUGCUGGAAAUGCCACACCUCCCAUGUUUAUCUUCCCCAGAGUUAAGUUUAAGGACUGCUUCAUGAUAGGAGCACCCCCAGGAGCCAAAGGUACCUCCACCAGAACAGGAUGGAUGAAUGAAGACACCUGGGCAGAGUUCCUUGAUCACCUGAUACAGCACACUAACUGCACACCUGACCAUCCCAUGCUGUUAAUCCUGGAUAAUCUUAAGGCUCACAUCUCACUCAAGGCAGUAGAAAUAGCCAAGAGCAACGGUAUUGUUCUGCUCACCCUCCCACCCCACACAUCCCAUCGCAUGCAGCCUCUCGACGUGACCGUGUAUGGCCCGUUCAAGACCCAAUACAGCCGAGCACUUGAUGGGUGGAUGAGAUCCAACCCUGGCAAAACAGUCUCGAUCUACCAGAUUGCAGGACUUGUGAAUGAGGCCUUCAUGUCAGCAGUGACACCACGCAACAUCACUUCUGGAUUUAGGUCCACUGGGAUUUUCCCAUACAACCGAGACACUUUCCCUGAUAAAGCGUUUGCACCAUCUAUGGUGUCAGACCGGCCAAACCCUGAGCUGCAGCCUGCGAGUGCAAAUGAUCCCGAUGGUCCAUCCCCUGCAGAUGAUCCACCUGCAGAUGAACCACCCGCUGCAGAUAAUUCACUCACUGAUGCUAAUCCAUCCACUGCGCAUGGUCCACAUGGAUGUACCUCACCAGCUGACUCAGAUGUGCCGUGUGUUCCCAGCCAACCUGGAUAUGUGUCUCCUCGUGAAAUUCUACCACUUCCCAAAUGUCCCCCCAGAACACAAACCAAACGAAAGCGUGUGAAGACAGCCAUCCUAACUGAUACUCCUGAGAAGCAGGCGAUUGAAAAGGCUUAUAAAGAAAGACAAAAGAAACUGGCAGGGAAAAAGCAAAAUAGUAAAGAAAAGGGAAAACCGAAAAAGAAAGCAACCAAAAAGAAAAUCAUAGUUAACAGCUCUGAGGAGAGUGAUGUCCCUGUCCCAAUUGAUAAUGUGUCUGAUGAAGAGAGCUCUGAGGAUGAGAGAAGUGAUCCAGGAAACACAGAUCUGUCCGUGGGUGACUUUGUCAUAGUUAACUUUGCAACCAAACUCAGGAGCGUCCGUUACAUUGGCAUGGUUGAGAAAGUUGAGGAUGACGAAAUACUUGCACAAUUUCUCAGAAGAAUCCAGGGAAACACAAAAGAUUGGGAGAGACCCACAUUUGCUAUAAAGGAAAAUGAUGUGGCACAUGUUCCUAAAAGUGAUGUGGUGAAGAAGCUGCCUCAACCUAAAAGGCCUGGAGGAACCACACGGAGAGAGCAACUCCUCAUCUUUCCCUGUAACCUUCAGGGCUGGAAUGUAGAGUAAGCCUAGUUGUAAAGUAUGACAGUAGGCUGAUGUUCUAAUCCAGGUGGGUCUAGUCCUGUGUUCUGAGUCCCAGGCUGUUCUAGCUGGGUCUGAUUGUCCUUUGCUCUGACCCCCCAGACACUAGCUGGCUCUAAGGGUCCUGUGUUCUGACCCCCAGACUGUGUUCUAAUCUAACUGGUUCUAUCUGUCAUUUGAAUGUUAAUUAAAACAUUUUGAAUUAUAUUAGCCAAUGUUCUUUUUGAUUUUGUUCAGAGUGUGCUUAAUUGACCAAUCCCCAUGAUUCUGUUACUAGUCCGACAUUAGUUCUGGAAUCUGUG
Messenger RNA from Cyprinus carpio (common carp), 2007 nucleotides. RefSeq lists its product as uncharacterized. The transcript has 3 exons. Gene Ontology annotation, cellular component: nucleus. Gene Ontology annotation, molecular function: DNA binding. The coding region runs from base 359 to 1690 and encodes 443 amino acids. The record is from RefSeq and is a predicted model, not a curated record. Lineage: Eukaryota; Metazoa; Chordata; Actinopteri; Cypriniformes; Cyprinidae.